Cheilinus undulatus (humphead wrasse) is the source of this 1135-nucleotide messenger RNA. It is a transcript of the gene psma1, whose product is annotated as proteasome 20S subunit alpha 1. Gene Ontology annotation, cellular component: proteasome core complex; nucleus; proteasome core complex, alpha-subunit complex. The transcript is spliced from 10 exons. Gene Ontology annotation, biological process: ubiquitin-dependent protein catabolic process. Lineage: Eukaryota; Metazoa; Chordata; Actinopteri; Labriformes; Labridae. The coding region runs from base 106 to 897 and encodes 263 amino acids. The record is from RefSeq and is a predicted model, not a curated record.
AUCUCAAAUCGGGGCUCUACUACUUUCCCUGACAUCCCGUCCAGGAAAAUAAAUCAAGUCACGAUCACUUCACAGGCGGAGGAGACGACACACUGAAACGCGGAGAUGUUCCGUAACCAAUAUGACAACGAUGUGACAGUAUGGAGCCCACAGGGUCGUAUUCACCAGAUCGAGUAUGCCAUGGAGGCUGUGAAGCAAGGGUCUGCAACUGUAGGACUCAAAUCCCAAACUCAUGCAGUCCUGGUUGCACUAAAGAGAGCUCAGUCUGAACUGGCUGCCCACCAGAAGAAGAUCCUCCAUGUCGACAACCACGUUGGCAUCUCCAUCGCUGGACUGACGGCUGAUGCCAGACUGCUCUGUAACUUCAUGCGUCAGGAGUGCUUGGACUCAAGAUUUGUGUUUGACAGGCCCCUUCCCACAUCACGUCUCGUCUCUCUUAUUGGCAGCAAAACCCAAAUCCCCACACAGAGGUACGGGAGGAGGCCCUAUGGUGUUGGACUCCUCAUUGCUGGCUAUGAUGACAUGGGACCUCAUAUCUUCCAGACCUGCCCAUCAGCCAACUACUUUGACUGUAAAGCCAUGUCCAUCGGAGCACGCUCUCAGUCAGCUCGUACCUACCUGGAGAGAUGCAUGGACAAGUUCCCCGACUGUAAUCUAAAUGAGCUUGUGCAGCACGGCCUCCGUGCUCUCAGGGAAACCCUCCCCACCGAGCAGGACCUCACUACCAAGAAUGUUUCUAUCGGCAUCGUGGGGAAGGACAUGGAGUUCACCAUUUAUGAUGACGACGACGUCGCACCGUUCCUCGAAGGACUGGAAGAGAGGCCACAGAGAAAGGUCGCCCAGCCUGCAGAUGAACCAGCAGCCGGAGCAGCGCCCGACGAGCCGAUGGAGCACUGAGGUGGUCCCGUCAGUCACCUUCCUGUUUAUAAGAGGAGAGGGCGGGAACGAACCCCAGACCAACGCGACACUUAAUGCAACACAUCACAGUCACUGUCACAGGGGGAGUGUUGUUGUGUUGAUGUGCCACUUGCUAAACUGUUCAUCCCAAAUAUUCUCUGCUAACAUCAAACAUUGUGAUGUUGCUUUUGUAUGAGUAAAAUGUUCCAUUAUUCAAGUAAUAAACUCUUUUUUUGAA